This is a messenger RNA of Camelina sativa (false flax), 1066 nucleotides long. RefSeq names its product protein neprosin-like. Lineage: Eukaryota; Viridiplantae; Streptophyta; Magnoliopsida; Brassicales; Brassicaceae. The record is from RefSeq and is a predicted model, not a curated record.
AUGGGUUUACAUCUUGUGCUACUUCUUGUUUCUUAUACGUUUUUAACGUUAGGGGCCGAUGGAAUCAUUGAUUUGAUUUUGCAGGAUUUUAAUUGUGUUGAUAUAUAUAAACAACCAGCUUUCCAACAUCCAAUGCUGAAACACCACAAAAUUCCGGAACAUUUCAUCUCAAAUGAAAGUCAAAAGAAUAAACUAAAUGAUCAAAGUUGUCCAAAAGGAACAGUAGCAAUUUUAAGGCAAAUAGAUGGAACAGAUAGCAUUCACCUCGACACGCUCGAAUUCCCCGGCCAACAUUUUGCAACAAUUGAGACUGUUUUGGAUGGGAGCAUCUAUCGAGGAGCAGAAGCUUAUAUAAGUCUUCAUAAUUUAACUCUACAAAAUAACCAGUACAGUAAAGUUCAAAUUUGGUUAGAGAACGGACCUCGUGAUCAACUCAAUAGUAUACAAGUUGGCUCGGCCGUGCAUCCAAGAUUAUAUGGUGAUAGUUUGACGCGAUUUACUGUAUAUUGGACUGCAGAUGGUUAUAAGAAAACUGGAUGUUAUAAUACAAAAUGUCCUGGCUUUAUUCUUGUUACUCGAGAUUCAUGGCUUGGAAGUUCAUUUGAUAGAUCAUCUAUUUAUGGUGGUAAAGAAAUAAUUGGUUAUCAACCGAAGAUCUUUCAGGAUGGUUUUAGUGGACAUUGGGUACUAAAAGUGUUUGAUCAAUUAAUUGGAUACUGGCCCAAAGAGUUAUUUACACAUUUAAACGAAGGAGCUUCUUUGAUACGGUAUGGAGGAAAUACAUUUACUUCUCCGAAUGGAAUUAGUCCUCCAAUGGGAAAUGGUCAUUUUCCAACUAUAGAUUCUCAUAAAAGCUCACAAUUUUUCCAUGUCAAAGUUAAGAAUUGGAAAUACCAAAAUGUUGAUAUUGAAGAUAAGAAAGCAAGACAAUAUUCAGAUUCUUACCAAUGUUAUAGACUAUCGUAUUGGGGUUACGUGAAGUCGAGUGGAGUAUCAUUUUCUUUUGGAGGACCAGGUGGAAAUUGUGGUACUUGAUAUCUAUGAAUCAACUAUGUACUGAUCAAUU